UACAAAAAAAGGGUAAAUAACCAAACGUGUAUAAAAAUGUCACGUCCAACCACCAUCAAGGAAGCCCUGCAGCAGUGGUCCGUAGAAAAUGAAGGACAGGAUCCACUCCAAGCCAAGGACAUCCAGUUGCAGUUCCAGUGGCCACCGAUCGAAAAAAUGGAUGCCACACUUUCCACUUUGACGGAAUGCGAAAAGUUGAGUCUAUCGUCCAACAUGAUUGACAAAAUAAUCGGAAUUGCUGGAAUGAAAAGCCUGCGGAUCCUAUCGCUGGCCCGAAACAAUCUGAAAUCCCUGGCCGGAAUCGAACCCCUCGGGGAAACGCUGGAAGAGCUUUGGGUCAGCUACAACUUCAUCGACAAGCUCAAGGGGGUGGAGAGUCUGAAGAAGCUGAAAGUGCUCUACAUCGGCAACAAUUCCAUCCGGGAGUGGGGCGAGUUCAACAAGCUGCAGGCCGUCGAAACGUUGGAGGAUUUGCUGUUCGCCGGAAAUCCCCUGGUCGAGAACAUCGACUGGACGGCCUGCGUUCGGGAAGUUACCAAACGACUGCCGACGCUCAAGAAGCUGGACGGGGAAAAUAUGGUUACCGAUGAGGAUUAGCUCCGGGUUUGAGUGCCAAGUGCCAGUGAUUUCUCAGAGUGAGGGUGGGGAAAAAUCUUUUAACAGGACUUUGUAUCUUAACAUCUUUUACUUCUCCAACAAGAUUAAAUUAAUUUCAUUUACGAUUGUGAUUUCUUGGAAAUAUUUUUCGGAGAUCCAAUUGAGAGGAGAUAAAAAUUCCUGGCAAAGACCGAUAAAUUUUUAAAGGCUAACUACAUUAAUUUUAGGAAAAGCAUAAUUAUAAAAAAAAUCCG
Messenger RNA from Uranotaenia lowii, 851 nucleotides. Its product is annotated as dynein axonemal light chain 1-like. Gene Ontology annotation, molecular function: protein kinase binding. NCBI's taxonomy places the organism in Eukaryota, Metazoa, Arthropoda, Insecta, Diptera, Culicidae. The record is from RefSeq and is a predicted model, not a curated record. The transcript is spliced from 3 exons. Gene Ontology annotation, cellular component: cytoplasm. Bases 37 to 597 code for a protein of 186 amino acids.